AUGAUGGAAGGGGAGCCCGGCACCCCCAUCCGACUGCCGGAUGAAGAGACCGCCUUCAUUGGACGCAAGGUCGAAGCACCAAAGCGUCAACAACGACUGCAGCAAAAACGUGCCCAGAAGAAGCGUCUCGCUGUGUUGACAAUAUCCGCCGUGACGGUGCUCGCUGUCGGGACCGUGUGUGUCUUCUUGCAGUCGACGACCUCUAAUCAGGUCAAGACGGCUGCGUCACAAGCAAUGGCGAGUGACCCGGCAGGCGCCGCGUCGAAUGCAGUGACCGUGCCUAGCUUUUCUGUCUACGAUGAAGACGGAGAUGGCCAAGUCACACUUGGGGAAUACCUCGACCGUCUCGCAAUCAACCGCGAUGCGGCACUUCAACGUGUGGGCGAAUCAGGGCUCAACGAAACGGAGAAGGAUCGCAUCACCGAUCUACUGAGAGAAGACUUCGAUAAACACUCGAAUUGUGUCGCUCGCAUCGCGCAACAGCAUGAUGACAAGGUGAUGACGGAGCAGAACUUUGACGAGAAGUACAAGAAGUUGACGACCGAGUACUGUCCGAUAAACGACGACCGUAUCCCCGACAAGUACCAGGCGAAGGAAAUUGCACCGAGUCAGGAAGAAUCAUCAGAAGCUGAAGCAAAUGCUGGUGGUGAGUCUGCGGCUAGUGAAGGAUCUUCUGCUUCACGCGGCUCCCAGUCAAGUAGUGAGGCCCACUGGAAUCCUGAUAAACCGGUCGCGCCACCCCGUCCGGUUACCGACUACAAGGAAUCAAAGAUUCAAGAAGGUAUCACUGGUAGUCAACCGGGUGAGGAGAAGCCAUGGAGACCGAACUUCCCGACGGAGCCGCCGAUACCGUCGAGUGCUGACGACAAGACCUGGGGCCCCAACUACCCAACCGAUCCGCCUGUGCCGUCGAAAGCUACUUCGCCGGAAAAUGAGCCUGAGUGGAAUCCGACGGUGCCGACGAAUCCACCACGUGCGGCAAAAAAUACGGAGGACUCGUCUGCUAGUAAACCCGAAGGUGUUGGCUCUACGGCAUGGAACCCCGAAUUCCCUAUGGAACCCCCGAAGCAACAGGAUCGUGAGUUCCAGUCGGACAACAACAAAGACAAGUAUGAGUCGAGUCCAGCAGGAGUGGCGCGGGAGCCAAUGGCCGAGAUGGCUCCCGAAGGCGAACAGGCGAUGCAUGCCUACAAUACCUACACGGGUAAAGACACAGGUGCGUACAAUGCGUACACGGGUGGUGAGGGUGAGUCGACCAAAUACGGCGAGAAUAUGAGAACGGAGCCGAGUCCGGAAGGAGCGGCGUACGGGUCUCCGAUAACCGAGAUGGCUCCACAAGGUGAACAGCCGAUGCGUGCAUACAACACCUACACGGGUGCGGAAACCGGUGCAUACAACGCGUACAUGGGUGCCGAGACGACCAAGUAUGGUGAGAAUAUCAACACCUACGCGGGUGCGGACACCAGUGCGUACAAUGCGUACACAGGUGGUGAGUCGACCAAAUACGGCGAGAAGGUGAGAACGGAGUCGAGUCCACCUCAGGGUGGAGCAGGUGAGUGGAUGUCCCUGGUCGGUGGAAAUGUUGAACCUGAACGUGAAGCACAACCGGAGAAGAGUAAGGAGAAUUUGCGUGGAAUGACCCGUGCCAAUGUUCCGUAAAAUCUCCAUGUAACUCUCAUGAUCGAGCACACUUGCGCUGUAAACGGACGUCAUAUUACAAGCGGAAGAUUGGUUUGGGGGUGAGCAAAGGUUGGGCCAACAGAGCGAAUGCUGUAUUCGAUCAUGGCGGCGGACUGAUGUGAUUUGCGCGUUGCAUUUAUUUUUCCAUUUACCAGUUUAACCAACAAGGAAAUACAGCUCAAAAUCUAAUUGAAUCGACUGAAUAAAUUUCAAACUGUCGUUUCCUUCAAA
Phytophthora nicotianae INRA-310 is the source of this 1911-nucleotide messenger RNA. RefSeq lists its product as hypothetical. The transcript is spliced from 2 exons. The record is from RefSeq and is a predicted model, not a curated record. Lineage: Eukaryota; Oomycota; Peronosporomycetes; Peronosporales; Peronosporaceae. The coding region runs from base 1 to 1659 and encodes 552 amino acids.